Messenger RNA from Saccostrea cuccullata (small rock oyster), 1183 nucleotides. Its product is annotated as actin-5-like. NCBI's taxonomy places the organism in Eukaryota, Metazoa, Mollusca, Bivalvia, Ostreida, Ostreidae. The record is from RefSeq and is a predicted model, not a curated record. The coding region runs from base 74 to 1183 and encodes 369 amino acids. The transcript is spliced from 2 exons.
UUGUUUAUAAUUUCAAAUUCCGUGAUUCCUUCAUCACAAGUAUUCACGACAGAGCAAACACCACUUUCUAAACAUGGCUGACCCUGGUACAACUGUCGUUAUUGAUAAUGGAUCGGAUACGAUCAAAGCUGGAUUUUCUGGAGAUGAUGCCCCAAGGAACAUUUUUCCAUGCCUUGUGGGAAAACCAAGGCACAGGGCAAGAUUUUUUGCAAAAAGUAAAAAGGACAGUUUUGUUGGACAAGAAGCGCAGCGGAAAAGAAAUAUACUCUCUGUAAAGAGUCCCAUUGAGAAUGGCAUAAUUACAAACUGGGACGACAUGGAACUGAUCUGGAAUCACACUUUUCUAAAUGAGCUGAGAGUUACACCCAAAGAGCAUCCAGUAUUGUUAUCUGAGGCUCCGAUAAAUGUGAAAGUCCAUCGCGAGAAACUGGCUCAAAUUAUGUUUGAGACCUUCCACUCUCCCGCUUUACAUAUAGGCAAUCAGGCUGUGUUGUCACUGCAUCACUAUGGUAGAACUAGUGGUGUAGUAUUGGACUCCGGAAAAUGUGUAUUCCAUGCCGUGCCCAUCAACGAAGGCCGUGUAUUUUCCAAUACAAUACUACGUUUGAAUAUGGCGGGCAAAGAGUUAACACGCUACCUUUCUAAACUGUCUACGAAACGUGGAUAUUCUUUUACAUCGUCAAUCGACUUUGAAACCAUGCGUAAUAUAAAAGAAAGUCUUUGCUAUGUUGCGCUUGACUUUGAACAAGAAAUGACAAAUAAAUCAGAGAAAACCUAUGAACUCCCUGAUGGACAAGCCGUCACUUUAGGCGAUGAAAGAUUCCGCUGUCCUGAGGCUUUAUUUCAGCCUUCGGUCUUGGGAAAAGAGGAAGAGGGUAUCCACAAAAUGGUGCAAAAUUCCAUCAUGAAGUGUGAAGCAGACAUCAGACGUGAUCUGUUCGCUAACAUCGUUCUCUCUGGGGGAUCUACCAUGUUCCCUGGAUUCGCUGACCGCAUGCAGAAGGAAAUUUCCGCUCUUGCUCCCAGCAAUACAGAAAUCAAAAUUCUCUCUUCCCCGGAGAGGAAGUACUCCGUAUGGAUUGGUGGAUCCAUUCUUUCUUCCAUCUCUUCUUUCAAUACUUUGUGUAUCAACAAAGUAGAGUAUGAUGAAAACGGGCCAAGCGUUGUAAAUAAGAAGUUCUAA